Halichondria panicea is the source of this 2438-nucleotide messenger RNA. Its product is annotated as ribosome-releasing factor 2, mitochondrial-like. Gene Ontology annotation, cellular component: mitochondrion. The coding region runs from base 31 to 2349 and encodes 772 amino acids. Gene Ontology annotation, molecular function: GTPase activity; GTP binding. Gene Ontology annotation, biological process: mitochondrial translation; ribosome disassembly. The transcript has 14 exons. NCBI's taxonomy places the organism in Eukaryota, Metazoa, Porifera, Demospongiae, Suberitida, Halichondriidae. The record is from RefSeq and is a predicted model, not a curated record.
GCGAAACCACAUGGUCAAAAAGCAUAAAAGAUGGCACACAGGGUGUGUGUAGUUUGUAGAGAGCUAUGGCAACAAGGAUGCGUGCAGGCUGGUAGAGGGUCCUCCCCAAGAUGCCCAGUGCUCAGAAAAUUCAGUGGAGGAGUGGGCAGAGGUCAGGAGGUGUGCAGCAGCGAUGAGACCAUUCGUAACGUUGGUAUAAUGGCGCACAUUGAUGCUGGGAAAACUACCACCACUGAGCGAAUGCUUUACUACGCUGGCUUCAUCAGGAGGAUGGGUGAUGUGGAUGAUGGUAACACUGUGAUGGACUUCAUGAAGCAGGAGAGAGAGAGAGGGAUAACGAUAAACUCGGCAGCUAUAUCCUUUAAUUGGAGCAGUCACCGAAUCAACCUCAUAGACACUCCAGGACACGUUGACUUUACCUUCGAGGUUGAGCGGUCACUACGAGUGUUGGACGGUGCAGUGGCCAUUCUGGAUGGCUCUGCCGGAGUGGAGGCCCAAACUAUCACCGUUUGGAGACAGGCCAAUCGUCAUGGCAUCCCAAGAAUUGCGUUUAUCAACAAAAUGGACAAACCAAAUGCAAACCUUGUUGACUGUGUGAGAUCAAUAGAGGACAAGUUGGAUACCACACCGCUGAUUACACAACUGCCUCUGGGUGCUGCUAAGGAUUUCACUGGGGUUAUCGAUCUCGUUACCAUGGAACUCCUGGUAUGGGGAAAAGGGGGAGACGGAUCACGUUUCACUCGAUUACCGCUGAUACCAAAAGACAAUGAAAAUAGAACUGGAGAUUUUACCAAACUCAGUAGAUUAUCGGAGCUGGUUAAAGACACUCCCCUGAAUGAACGAGGGAUGGAGGAAGCUUUGGAGGCUCGGAACAACCUUGCUGAACAGGUGAUCACUCUUGACAAUGAGCUCAUGGAGAUGCUUGCGAGAGAUUCAUUGGAGCCCCUUACUAUCAGUGACCUCCAUCUCCGCGGUGGUAUCAGGCGAUUGACCCGGGGGCAGUUGGUCACGCCCAUCCUGUGUGGGAGCUCUCUGCGGAACAUUGGAGUCCAGCCGCUCAUGGACGCUAUAGUGGAGUACCUACCCAGUCCCCUGGAGAGAGGAGUUACUGUGCCUGAAUCUCUGAAGGAUUUGUAUGCGUAUGCGUUCAAAGUGAGCUACGACAGGAGGCGUGGUCACAUGGUGUACCUGCGUAUCUACUCGGGGGAACUGAAACCACAGAACACAGUUCAUAACAUCACCAGAAAAGUGGACGAGAGAAUAACUCGAGUAUUGCUUAUGAUGGCGGACGAGCAAAAAGAAAUGCAAUCCAUGGCUAAAGGAAACAUUGCCGUAGCUGUCGGAAUGAAAAAUACGUAUACAGGUGACACCAUAGUCCUGUCCUCUACAGCUGCUGCCUCGGCCAGUGCAGACAGCACCUCUCUGAGUUUAGAAGUGCUGGACUUACCUCCUCCUGUCUUCUUCUGUAGUGUGGAACCGUCCUCUGCAGCCUACCAGAAAGAUCUUGACCACGCCCUUUCCUGCCUUACCCGAGAAGAUCCGAGUCUCAGAGUGACUGUGAACGAGGACACGGCCCAAACAGUCCUCUCUGGAAUGGGGGAGCUACAUUUAGAGAUAGUCCACGAUCGGCUGGUGAGGGAUUAUGGAAUAGAGUGCUCCCUCGGUAAACUGCAGGUGGCGUAUAGAGAAGCUCCGACAGUGUCCAUCACUAAAGAAGUUACAAAGGAGCAAACCCUGGGCGGAAAGAAGCACACUGUUACGUGUACAUUAACUGUGGAGCCGGACACUGGAGGUAACCAUGGAGACAAGCCACUCGUCCAACUCAAAACUGGGAGGAGUACGAUUGGAUUGGGGCACAGCAAAGCAGAGAUACUGGAGGCUGUGGUAGCAGGUGUGGACAGUGCUUGCUUGCAAGGUCCCCUGCUGGCAUUCCCGGUACAGAAUGUGGGUGUGUCCGUGACCUCCCUCUCCCUCGGCAGUGUUACGUCACUGACUGUCCUCUCGGCAUGUAUUGCAGAGGGUGUGGUCAAAGCGUUGAGAGAAUCAUGCUCACAGCUGCUUGAGCCGUGUACUGAGCUGGUUGUGAGUGUACCAGAUGAGCAGUUAGGGCCAGUGCUCAGUGAUCUAACAUCUCAGCGACGAGCCCAAGUGAGGGAGGUGGCUGUUGCCAAGGAUACCAGGGUCAUACACGCAUUGGUGCCCCUCGCUGCACUAAUGGGUUAUUCCACUGCACUGCGAUCGCUGACGAGUGGUACGGGCACCUUCUCAGCCACCUUUACCCAUUAUGAACCAGUUAGCAAAGAGCAGGAAAAAACUAUUAGAGACACUUUUAGAGGUUAUUCUUUUUAGGGAGCUUUUAAUGUUUGUGCUGUGUAAUCAUGUGUUUACCUGUUCGUUGUAUUAACAAAUACCAAAUUUCAUACGGUAGUAUAAAUUCA